AUGGAUUACCACCUGCUUGGACUAAUUUUGUCUUUUCUCGUCAAUGGCACAAAGGUCUUAGCCGGUUACCCAAUCUGGUGGUCCCUCGCACUCGGGCAGCAGUACAGCUCCCUGGGGUCCCAGCCCAUCCUCUGCGGCUCCAUCCCCGGCCUCGUCCCCAAGCAGCUCCGCUUCUGCCGCAACUACAUCGAGAUCAUGCCCAGCGUGGCCGAGGGCGUGAAGCUGGGCAUCCAGGAGUGCCAGCACCAGUUCCGGGGCCGCCGCUGGAACUGCACCACCAUUGACGACAGCCUGGCCAUCUUUGGGCCUGUCCUGGACAAAGCCACGCGAGAGUCGGCCUUCGUGCACGCCAUCGCCUCGGCCGGGGUGGCCUUCGCCGUGACCCGCUCCUGCGCCGAGGGCACCUCCACCAUCUGCGGCUGCGACUCCCACCACAAGGGGCCCCCGGGGGAGGGCUGGAAGUGGGGCGGCUGCAGCGAGGACGCCGACUUCGGCGUGCUGGUGUCCCGGGAGUUCGCCGACGCCCGCGAGAACCGGCCGGACGCGCGCUCGGCCAUGAACAGGCACAACAACGAGGCCGGCAGGACGACCAUCCUGGACCACAUGCACCUGAAGUGCAAGUGCCACGGGCUGUCGGGAAGCUGCGAGGUGAAGACGUGCUGGUGGGCACAGCCCGACUUCCGCGCCAUCGGCGACUACCUGAAGGACAAGUACGACAGCGCCUCGGAGAUGGUGGUGGAGAAGCACCGGGAGUCGCGGGGCUGGGUGGAAACCCUCCGCGCCAAGUACGCUCUGUUCAAGCCGCCAACCGAGCGGGACCUGGUCUACUACGAGAACUCCCCCAACUUCUGUGAGCCCAACCCCGAGACGGGCUCCUUUGGGACGAGGGACAGGACGUGCAACGUCACCUCCCACGGCAUCGACGGCUGCGACCUGCUGUGCUGCGGCCGCGGCCACAACACCAGGACUGAGAAACGGAAGGAGAAGUGCCACUGCAUCUUCCACUGGUGCUGCUACGUGAGCUGCCAGGAGUGCGUACGCGUCUACGACGUCCACACCUGCAAGUAA
Messenger RNA from Colius striatus (speckled mousebird), 1068 nucleotides. Its product is annotated as proto-oncogene Wnt-3. Gene Ontology annotation, molecular function: frizzled binding; cytokine activity. Gene Ontology annotation, biological process: canonical Wnt signaling pathway; neuron differentiation; cell fate commitment. Lineage: Eukaryota; Metazoa; Chordata; Aves; Coliiformes; Coliidae. The record is from RefSeq and is a predicted model, not a curated record. Bases 1 to 1068 code for a protein of 355 amino acids. The transcript is spliced from 4 exons. Gene Ontology annotation, cellular component: extracellular region.